This is a messenger RNA of Helicoverpa zea (corn earworm), 1873 nucleotides long. RefSeq lists its product as uncharacterized. NCBI's taxonomy places the organism in Eukaryota, Metazoa, Arthropoda, Insecta, Lepidoptera, Noctuidae. The transcript has 3 exons. Gene Ontology annotation, cellular component: transcription regulator complex; nucleus. The coding region runs from base 454 to 1104 and encodes 216 amino acids. The record is from RefSeq and is a predicted model, not a curated record. Gene Ontology annotation, biological process: regulation of transcription by RNA polymerase II. Gene Ontology annotation, molecular function: DNA binding.
GCUCCCUCACCCAGUGCUCCAACAUCCCAUUCCACCAUCACACCGGUACUGUGUAUCAUUCUAAUCAAAUAGAACACAAAAAAAGUGAGCGUUUCGCAGUGAUUUGCAAAAAAAAUUGGUGCGUUACCAAGACCGUUAUGUGCAACGAAUUUGUUUAUAAUAAUAAUAGAAGUGAUUUUCGGUGAGGUCUGCGUUAGAAAUUGUGAUAAAUACCACAAAGUAAGAAUAAAAGAAGAUAUACUAUAUGUAUAAAAAGUAACAAUUUUAUAGUAGGUACAAAAAAUAAUUUGUUUGAGAUAGUUAAACACACUGCCAAAUAUUUCACUAGUAAACAAAAUAUUCAUAAUAUAAGUACAUUCUUGUUAUAACAAUAGUCUUCCAGCACAAUCCCUAUUUAUACAGCUGUAAAUAAUUAAAAUAUUCCAAAGAAAGAAAACCAAAAAGUUAAAGAAAAUGAACGAAAUAGAUUUGAUCAAGGAGGUCGAAAAGCGUCCAAUUCUGUACGACAAGUCCGUCAGCGGUUUCAAUAAAACAAAGCUAAGAGACGAUGCGUGGAAAGAGGUGCAAGAAGCUCUACAUGUUUCUGAAUCAGAAUGUAAGAAGCGCUGGAGAUCCCUUCGAGAUUCGUUCAUAAAGCUGCAGAGGACGCAUGGAGGUCGAACCAGGUGGCCUUAUCAUCAGGCCAUGAGGUUCCUUCUGCCGCACAUAGAGCCCAAAGAUAAUGGAGCAUCCAAAAAAGAGGCUGAAGACUCGGACGGUGAAGAAGAGAUCCGCCAGCGCGCGAUACAAUGCUUGCCAGACCUGUCCUACAGCCAGGACACGAAGUACGAAGACGAUGACGACGACGACUCCCAACCUUCACCCAAGAAAGCUCGUCAGAACUCCACUGACGACGACGCAAACCCUUGUUCGUGUAACCGCAAUGACCCUGACGAACUAUUCCUAAUCAGUUGUGCCCCAACUCUAAAAAGGUUGAGUUCGAAACAGAACGCACUUGCCAGACUUAAAAUUCAACAAGUGUUGCUAGAAGCUGAGUUCGGAUCUCAAAUGGAACUGCCUUACGUGACUCCAGCUAGUGAUUGCGACUUCGAUGCUGUAGAAUAACGCUGAGAUUUGAAAGCCCGGGUUUUAUUAGAUAUUUACCUAUUAAAUAGCACUAUAGAUUUUAUUGAAACAAAUAUACACAGAGUUAGGAAGAUUUACAACCUAAGUUUUAACAGAUCUUAUAUAGAGUAAGCUUGAUUGCAAUUUUCGUAUUAUUAGUUAGAUUGAGAUUUUUCUAUGCACCAAUACUUUUUCAGCAUUUAAUAUGAGUAAUUCAGGACAGGCCCCUUAAAAUAAAGGUAGCAACUAGCAAGGUAAUGUUUUUAAGAUUUGUAAUUGAUUUUCUUCGUAGGUUAGGGGGCAGUUAAAUGUUGCAAUAAUUCAAUUAUUUUUUCUUGGGUUGUGCUUUGAAACCCUCUGCCAAACGAUGUGUUUGAGGAUCUUUAAUUCUAGUCUGCUUGCAUUUUAGUAGCUUUUACUAGCGUUCGUUUAGUUUAUUCGGCUAUUUUUAAUGAUUGUAGUAAUUAUAUAUUAGUUGCAUUUAUAUUACAUAAGCAAUAUUUUUGAACAAAAAUACAUUAGGUAUACUAUUAAAAUGUUUUUUUUUUUAUUACGCAUGAUUUAACUUAGGGCUCACUCAAAGUAACUGCCUAUCUUUAUUUCGCACAUUUUUUUCUCAACUUCAAUUAAAACUUUGAAGAGCCUAACGACAGUUUAAAAACCAGUAAAAGAUGUUUGCUUUCAAGAUGUUUUUUCAGCUCUUUAUGGUUUUAUAUUAGGUUCUAGUCUUUAAUUGAAUAUUGAUUAUUAAAUAAAUCUUUUAUUCCAA